Messenger RNA from Homarus americanus (American lobster), 1782 nucleotides. RefSeq names its product mucin-3A-like. The transcript has 2 exons. The record is from RefSeq and is a predicted model, not a curated record. The coding region runs from base 1 to 1782 and encodes 593 amino acids. NCBI's taxonomy places the organism in Eukaryota, Metazoa, Arthropoda, Malacostraca, Decapoda, Nephropidae.
AUGAGAGUUACGUCUCGUCAGGAUGGAGAACUGGUGAGUCAUGAGGAUGUGGUGAUGAACGUGGAGGCUGGCUGGGACAUGUGCUGCCAGUUCAGAAGCUGGCUGAGGUGGGAGGAUGACCAGUCUGGAAUGCUGGCCGAGGUGGAUGACCACCAGUCUGGACGCUGGCUGAGGGCGUCUCUCCGUCACAUCACAACCUCCGUCACAUCACAACCUCCGUCACAUCACAACCCGUCACAUCUCAACUCCGUCACAUCACAACCUGUCACAUCUCAACUCCGUCACAUCUCAACCUCCGUCAUCUCAACCUCCGUCACAUCACAACUCCGUCACAUCACAACCUCCGUCACACCACAACCUCCGUCACAUCUCAACCUCCGUCACACCACAACCUCCGUCACAUCACAACCUCCGUCCAUCACAACCUCCGUCACAUCACAACCUCCGUCACAUACAACCUCCGUCCAUCACAACCUCGUCACACACAACCUCCGUCACAUCUCAACCUCCGUCACACACAAUCCGUCACACACAACUCCGUCACACCACAACCUCCGUCACAUCUCAACCUCCGUCACAUCACAACCUCCGUCACAUCACAACCUCCGUCACAUCACAACCUCCGUCACACCCACAACCUCGUCACACCACACAACCUCCGUCACACCACAACCUCCGUCAUAUCUCAACCCGUCACAUCACAACCUCCGUCACAUCACACAACCUGUCACAUCUCAACUCUGUCCAUCUCAACCUCCGUCACAUCUCAACCUCCGUCACAUCUCAACCUCCGUCACAUCUCAACCUCCACACAUAUCUCAACCUCCGUCACAUCUCAACCUCCGUCACAUCUCAACCUCUCUGUCACAUCACAACCCUCCGUCACAUCUCAACCUCCGUCACAUCUCAACCUCCGUCACAUCUCAACCCCCGUCACAUCACAACCUCCGUCACAUCACAACCUCCGUCACAUCUCAACCUCCGUCACAUCACAACCUCCGUCACAUCUCAACCUCCGUCACAUCACAACCUCCGUCACAUCACAACCUCCGUCAUCUCAACCUCCAUCACAUCUCAACCUCCGUCACAUCACAACCUCCGUCACAUCUCAACCUCCGUCCACACAACCUCCGUCAUCACAACCUCCGUCACCCAACCUCCGUCAUCACAACCUCCGUCACAUCUCAACCUCCGUCACAUCACAACCUCCGUCAUCACAACCUCCGUCACAUCUCAACCUCCGUCACAUCUCAACCUCCGUCAUCACAACCUCCGUCACAUCUCAACCUCCGUCACAUCCAACCUCCGUCACAUCACAACCUCCGUCACAUCUCAACCUCCGUCACAUAUCAACCUCCGUCACAUCACAACCUCCGUCACAUCUCAACCUCCGUCAUCUCAACCUCCGUCACAUCACAACCUCCGUCACAUCUCAACCUCCGUCACAUCACAACCUCCGUCACAUCACAACCUCCGUCACAUCUCAACCUCCGUCACAUCACAACCUCCGUCACAUCUCAACCUCCAUCACAUCACAACCUCCCCUCAACCUCUGUCACACACCCAUCACAACUCCGUCAUCCACCUCGUCAUCUCAACCUCCGUCACAUCACAACCUCCCAUCUCAACCUCCGUCACUCAACCCCGUCACAUCUCAACCUCCGUCACAUACAGCCUCCGUCACAUCACAACCUCCGUCACAUCUCACCUCAUCAUCUCAACCUCCGUCACAUCCCAACCUCCGUCACAUCUCAACCUCAAUCACAACCUCCUCUUUAUUAG